Salvia miltiorrhiza (redroot sage) is the source of this 983-nucleotide messenger RNA. RefSeq names its product CASP-like protein 1F2. The transcript is spliced from 3 exons. The record is from RefSeq and is a predicted model, not a curated record. NCBI's taxonomy places the organism in Eukaryota, Viridiplantae, Streptophyta, Magnoliopsida, Lamiales, Lamiaceae. Bases 237 to 779 code for a protein of 180 amino acids.
AGUCUCAUAUAUAUAGAUUUGAAAUACGAGCGAUUUUGGUAAUUACUUGUCCGUCUCCUCGUUCCUGCAUUUUCACUUUCCCAUCUAAAUCCUUCUCUCUCUCUCUCUCUCUAGAUUUCCUCCAUUAAUCCCUUCCUCAUCCGUUCUCCAUUUCUCACUUGCUGUAUUUCACCGUAUUUAUAUAAAUUUUCAUAAAGAAAAGGCUAGUGAAAGAAAAACUUGUAUCAGCUCCGAAAAUGAGCAGCCAAAUCUUGAAGAAAAGUUUGUAUUUUACAGAAUUGGCCCUGAGAGUUGUGGUAAUUGCAUUUUCAGUGGCUGGAGCAAUCUCCAUGGUCACCAGCAAGGAGUCUGUAACUAUGUUCGGAAUCACGGUGAACGCCUCUUACACCUAUUCCUCUUCUUUCAGAUACAAAGUUGUUGCAGAUUCUGUAGUUUGUGGCCUCACGGUGUUGUCGGUCAUUCUCGUCAUUUGGCUAAACCAUCCUAAAUCAAAUCCCAAGAAUUACUUUUACUUGCUCUUAAAUGAUCUGGUGAGUUUGGUUUUGCUGGUGUCGGCAUGCUCGGCAGCGAUGGCGAUCGGGUUCGUGGGGCGGUACGGGCAGAGUCAAACGGGUUGGGUUUCGAUUUGUGAUCGAGUUCAGAAAUUCUGCGACAAGAUUAUGGUGUCCAUUGUCAUAUCUUUCUUGGCUGCCAUCUGCUUGUUUCUUCUUACUCUCAUGUCCGCACACAACCUCAAAUCCCACUCAUUUUUGGAAUCCAAUUCAAUUCCAACAAAUUAAUAUUAUCAUCUGUAAUCAAUUACUGUCACACCAAUGCACAUGUUUCUUUCUUCUCUCUCUUAUUUUAUGCUUACUUGUAAUUUUAAUGCAUUUGCGUGUUUAGUUUAAUGGAUUUGGAGUUUUUCACCAGACUUUUGUAUCUGCUACCUGAUUUUGUUGCUUUCUUUGAAGAAGUUAAUGUAUCAGCUUUAAGAUUCUGUUUUA